AUGCUCCCUAACUUCCCUUUCUCUGCCUCUCAAAACCAUCGCCGCUUGGCAAAUGCAAGUGCUACGCUCGAUAGGCUCCGACACCGCGACCGACACCACGACCCGGAGGACCAUUCCAAUCAUCCGCAUCUCUACGCGCAUUCCCCGCGCCCACUGCACCGCGCGCCCGCGCUCCCGCGGAGCUUCCCCGCGUCCGCCUUCGACCAUCUGUCCGCCCCCGCCGUGGUUUGCGGCGGGCGAACUGUGUCGUACCGCGACCUCCUCGCGCACGCCGCCAGGCUCGCGCGCGAGUUCCGGAAGCGUCUGCCACGUGUCGAGCCGAGGUUAGCGGAAGCGGAAGCACGGGCGGAGCAGCAGCAGCAGCAAGUGGAGGCGGCGGAUGCGGCGGAGGCUGCGGAGGCGGCGGAAGGUCCGCGGAUUGCGAUUUUUGGGCGGCCGGGGACGGACUAUGUGGCGGCGAUGUGGGCGGCGUGGGCGGCGGGGGGAGUGGCGGUUCCGCUGUGCGAAAGCUACCCUCCGGAGGAGCUGCUAUACGUCCUUAAAGACUCGGGCGCUUGCUUAGUCGUUGGGCCGGAGUCCAGCCGCCCGGUUUUGGCGCCGCUUGCAGUGGAAGUGGCGGCGGCGUUUAUCGCAUCUGACCCGCUGGAGGGCAGAGACUUGGAGGAGAGGGACGUGGAUGAGGAACGGGCGGGGAUAGAAACCAUGAAGAACGUGCCUUUCUCACAUGCAGCUGCCCUGAUAGUGUACACAAGUGGCACCACUGGUCGACCCAAGGGAGUGGUGCACUCGCACAUAGGCCUGGCUUCUCAGGUACGUGGAAUUUUGGCUAGUGUACUUCUCAGGUGCUCUGUGCUUCUCAGGUACGUGGAAUUUCGGUUACUGUACGUCUCAGGUGCUCUGUACUUCUCAGGUGCUCUGUACUUCUCAGGUGCUCUGUACUUCUCAGGUGCUCUGUGCUUCUCAGGUGCUCUGUACUUCUCAGGUGCUCUGUACUUCUCAGGUGCUCUGUACUUCUCAGGUGCUCUGUACUUCUCAGGUGCUCUGUACUUCUCAGGUGCUCUGUACUUCUCAGGUGCUCUGUACUUCUCAGGUGCUCUGUGCUUCUCAGGUGCUCUGUACUUCUCAGGUGCUCUGUACUUCUCAGGUGCUCUGUACUUCUCAGGUGCUCUGUACUUCUCAGGUGCUCUGUGCUUCUCAGGCCGGUAUGCUGGUGGAUGCGUGGGACUUCUCCCCAUCAGACCGAGUGCUCAACGUGCUGCCUCUGCACCAUAUCCGCCCAUCGCCCCCCCCCCCCCCCCCUUGCAUAAUUGCUUGCCCCCUUUCUCAACAACCCUCUUUCUCAACUACCCCUUUUCUCAACUACCCCUUUUCUCAACUACCCCUUUUCUCAACUACCCCUUUUCUCAACUACCCCUUUUCUCAACUACCCCUUUUCUCAACUACCCCUUUUCUCAACUUCCCGCUUUCUCAACUGCACCCCCCGCCCACCCCUUCCCACCCCUGCCAUCUCUCUAUCUUUCUUAA
Closterium sp. Yama58-4 is the source of this 1524-nucleotide messenger RNA. NCBI's taxonomy places the organism in Eukaryota, Viridiplantae, Streptophyta, Zygnematophyceae, Desmidiales, Closteriaceae. The record is from the annotation of a GenBank genome assembly.